This is a messenger RNA of Opisthorchis viverrini, 753 nucleotides long. RefSeq lists its product as hypothetical. The transcript is spliced from 3 exons. NCBI's taxonomy places the organism in Eukaryota, Metazoa, Platyhelminthes, Trematoda, Opisthorchiida, Opisthorchiidae. The record is from RefSeq and is a predicted model, not a curated record. Bases 1 to 753 code for a protein of 250 amino acids.
AUGACAUCAGUGUUCAACACCGAUGCUUCACUGCCGUGCAACCAUGACUUAUUUGGAAGCCUUAUUGUAAAGAUAAGAAUAAAGGUGGACGGGGAAGGGACUUACCUAACCGCAAGGCAGUGGUGUUUGGCGGGAAAUGCAAAUGCAUUACCAUUUCUACGGAACAAGUUGCCACAUGUUCCAACCCGCAACAUGGAGGGCCAGGAGACUGUGUUCGUCAGACCUCUAACUAUUGACCAACCUGGUAUGAGAGACUAUGAGUGCCGCGAGACACUCUCCAGUAUAGUUCAAUGGAUCGCCGAGGUGCGCAAACCGUCACACCACGGUAAGGUCCAGUCUCUUCGUGACGGGAUACAAAGCAUAGCCGCUAUAGCUUUUGUUGCUGGACACAUUGUUCGAUGGAAGUCCCCGUUGUUCCUCGUUACUGAUUCACCAACCCCAACCUACACGAGCUAUGGUUCUGAGAUUGGCCAAGUGAACGCGAAUUUGCUGACCGGAAGGUCCGCGGUUCGAACCCGGCCUCUGCCUCUCCACUUCCCCUGUCUAGGCUUGGGCAACCUGGUAGUGUCCCAGCCCUCGUGCCUCCUACGUGUGGCAUGGCAGCUAGGCACCGAAAGGGUGCUACAGCUGAAUGAUUUAUUUAUUUAUAUUUAUGGUUCUGAGACAACGGUUGUCGAAUUUUGGACUGUUUCAGUUCCGCUGCUCAAACAGGCUAAGUCUCAAAACCAUACGACAAAACAGGAUGCACCGUAG